Messenger RNA from Penicillium cataractarum, 1107 nucleotides. RefSeq lists its product as uncharacterized. Lineage: Eukaryota; Fungi; Ascomycota; Eurotiomycetes; Eurotiales; Aspergillaceae. The record is from RefSeq and is a predicted model, not a curated record. Bases 1 to 1107 code for a protein of 368 amino acids. The transcript has 3 exons.
AUGGCUGUCAGUCCGAAUGGCGUUCAGCUGUCCAUCUGGAUGGCUGUGUUUACCUUCAUCACGAGUGUGGUGAUUGCCUUGCGUAUCUGGGCGAUUCGUUUGACCCGCAAGAGUCUCCAGCUGCAUGAUUACUUUGUAAUCGUCGCUCAUACAAGCGCUUGUGCCAUGGUAGGGUUGAACUACUGGGCGGUUGCCAAUGGGUUAGGCGGGCAUACCGCUACACUCUCGAAGAAGGAACUCGACGUCCAGUUUAAGUUGAUCGUCGGAGUGAGUAUGACAUGGUUGGUUGGAACUGUUUGUUGCAAGCUAUCGAUCCUAUCGUUAUAUACCAGUCUCUUCCGCACCUUUCGACCGAUUCGCAUUCUUGUCUGGGUGGUGAGUAGCCUGGUUGUUGGCUACUUCGUUACCUUCCUACCGCUCUUUCUCACUCAAUGCCAUCCUGUGUCAUAUCAAUGGCAUCCCGUCUCGGGUGGCGCUUGUCGAUCGUUGAGUAUUCAAGAGAUUGCGUCUAUCACACUCAAUAUCUUCCUCGACUCAACAAUCGCCCUCCUCCCAAUUCCAGCGAUAUGGAAAUUGCGAAUGUCCCUCCGCAAUAAACUUACCAUUGCUGUAAUGUUUGGAAUGGGCUUGAUUGUCGUUGCAGUCAUGAUAUGGCGCCUCGUUAUCACUCUCAAUCCUGAAACCGCCGCAGAUUUCGUCUACGGACUCUACAAGAUCGGCCUGGUUAGUUUCCUCGAGUUAUGGCUCAGCAUCAUCAUCGUCAGUCUGCCAGUCCUGGCACCUUUAUUCCGUCACUACGUUGAGCCCCUUCUGUCUCGUAAGCGACCUAGUAAUGGUCAACUCCGGGAAGCCCAGCAUACGAUCGGCAGUGAUCCGCCGAAGAAGCGGUUCGGGCCGAACUACCCAUACGCUGAUAUUGAGAUGGGACGGGGCAACUACUCGGCACAAGUGAAGACUGGGAUGAGCUCGUCGCAGAGUGAUGGAGACGAUACGGUUGGGCUGGUGAACGAUAUGCAGCCCAAUGCUAUCGCGAUGAGGAGGGAGGUUGUGGUUCAGGAGGGACGAGAACGCGAGGUUUCUUCCGAGACUCCGAGGGCUGAUGUAUAA